Messenger RNA from Clonostachys solani, 1284 nucleotides. The record is from the annotation of a GenBank genome assembly. Lineage: Eukaryota; Fungi; Ascomycota; Sordariomycetes; Hypocreales; Bionectriaceae.
AUGGCUAGCCUACUUCCUUUCCAAUUGAAUGACCCUACAUUAUUUCAUCAACAGUCUCUCAUUCAUGGACACUGGACGACUGCGGCCACUGGUCAGUCUUUUGAUGUGGUUGAUCCCGGCACAGGCGAGGUCUGGGCGCAGUGCCCAGACAACGGGCCCGAGGACGUGGAUGUUGGCUCCAUUAGCGCUUCCACAGCCCCCGACAGGAGGGUUCUUGUGAUCAAGCAGCCUCUAGGUGUAGCCGUGGCUCUUGUCCCUUGGAAUUUCCCUAUUGCCAUGAUUCUCCGCAAGCUGGGAGCAGCAUUGGCCGCCGGAUGCACAAUGGUCGCAAAACCAUCGCCCGAGUCUCCUUUGACCUGCCUCGUGCUGGCUGAUCUAGCCCUUCGAGCCGGGUUUCCACCUGGCGUCUUUAACGUCUUGACGACCUCGCUGGAAAAAACUCCGGCCCUUUCAGAAAGGAUGUGUGUACAUCCACUGGUGAAGAAGGUCACAUUUACCGGCAGUACAAGAGUCGGCAAGAUUGUAGCUGGUCUCUGUGCUAAAGGUCUCAAAAAAUGUACUCUUGAGCUUGGGGGCAACUGCCCCUUUGUAAUCUUCGAUGAUGCUGAUUUGGAUCAUGCUGUGGCUCAGCUCAUGUUGUUAAAAUGGAGACACGCAGGCCAAGCCUGCAUCUCGGCCAACCGGGUUUAUGUCCAAGCGGGCGUGUAUGAUGAGGUCGUCUCCUUGUUCAAGAAGCAAACAAGCCAGUUCGUCAUCGGCCGUGGGGCGACUGUAGGCACAACCCUUGGCGCUGUUACCGUCCCCAGUGGACUGGAUAAAGCAGAGGACCAAGUAGAGGACGCGGUCUCACAGGGGGCCAGUGUCGUUUUAGGGACGGGCAAGCGCCAUACGAUCAAUGGCAAGGGCUAUUUCUUCGCACCAACCAUCUUGACCGGCAUGACGGCGUCUAUGAAACUGAGCAGAGAGGAAACGUUUGGGCCUGUUUGUGGUUUGUUCAAAUUUGAGACUGAGGAAGAAGCCAUCAAGCUUGCGAAUGAUACCAGCCUGGGGCUCGCUACUUAUGUGUUUUCUAAAGAUUCCGAUAGAUUGUGGCGUCUGUUUGAAAAGAUGGAGGCUGGUAUGAUUGGUCUGAAUACUGGGAACGGCAGUGCAGCCGAAAGUCCAUUCGGUGGUAUCAAGGAGUCAGGUUACGGCAAGGAAAGCGGGAAGGAUGUUGCCGUCAAUGAAUAUCUGAUCUCUAAGACUGGUACCUUGACAGUAGCCUCUUUAAGGUCCCGGAUUUGA